AUGGAGGUAGCUCACCUUCUUCUCCAACUCUCGGCCGGAGGCAAUGGAGUUAGCAGGAACAGCAGGAUGGUCAUUCCGGUCAUUCUCCUGUUUCUUCAGCUUCUUCUCUUCACAGCGCUAGGCGUGAAUGGAGCGGCAUCGUUCAGCUUCACCAACGCGUGCCAGCACCCAGUGUGGGUGGGCGCGCUCCACGGCGCCAGCUCGCCGCCGCUGGCAAGCUCGGGCUUCUACCUGGCGCCGUCCGCCACGUCCCGCCUGGACGCGCCGUCGUCGGGGGCAUGGUCGGGCACGUUCUGGGCGCGCACGGGCUGCGGCGUCGACUCCACCACCGGCCGCUUCUCCUGCGCCACGGCGGACUGCGGCACGGACGACGUCGCGUGCCAGGGCCGCGGGCCGGCGCCGCCGGUCUCGCUCGUCGAGGUCACGCUCGCCGCGCCGGGCAGCGGUGGGGCGGACUUCUACGACGUCAGCCUCGUCGACGGCUUCAACGUGCCGGUGCGCGUGGCGCCCUCGGGCGGCGGCGGCAGUGGGGACUGCCGCCCCGCGGCGUGCGCGGGAGACGUCAACGCCAUGUGCCCCGCGGACCUCCGCGUCGUCGCCUCGUCCGGCGGCGGCAGCGUCGUGGCGUGCAAGAGCGCGUGCGGCGCCUACGGCAGCGCGCGCUACUGCUGCACCGGACAGUACGGCACGCCGGCGACGUGCGGGCCCACCAACUACUCCCAGGUGUUCAAGAGCGUCUGCCCGUCGGCGUACAGCUACGCCUACGACGACGCCAGCAGCACCUUCACCUGUUCCGGCGCUUCCACCUAUGACAUCACCUUCUGCCCUGGGAGCUGA
Messenger RNA from Miscanthus lutarioriparius, 837 nucleotides. The record is from the annotation of a GenBank genome assembly. Lineage: Eukaryota; Viridiplantae; Streptophyta; Magnoliopsida; Poales; Poaceae.